Naegleria gruberi is the source of this 609-nucleotide messenger RNA. RefSeq lists its product as uncharacterized. The record is from RefSeq and is a predicted model, not a curated record. Gene Ontology annotation, molecular function: deoxynucleoside kinase activity; ATP binding. The transcript is spliced from 2 exons. The annotation marks the transcript as partial. Lineage: Eukaryota; Heterolobosea; Eutetramitea; Acrasida; Naegleriidae. Gene Ontology annotation, cellular component: mitochondrion; cytoplasm. Gene Ontology annotation, biological process: nucleobase-containing compound metabolic process.
ACCACUCUCGCUAAAGCACUCGCUGAAAAGAUUGGAGUUGGAGUACAUUAUGAACCAGUUAUUGAUAAUUCCUACUUGGCUGAUUUUUAUUCUGAUAUGAAGACUUAUUCUUUCCGUUUGCAAGUUUAUUUGUUGAAUAAGAGAUUCGAACAACACCAGAAAAUUAUUUGGGGAUCAAAUGGAGGAGUUCAAGAUAGAACUAUCUAUGAAGAUGCUAUCUUUGCCAAGGUUUUGAUGGAUACUGGAAUGAUGGAAAAGAGAGAUUAUGAAACCUAUGUUUCCCUUUUCAGAAACAUGUCGAAGUUUAUGAAACACAAUACAAUGAUUAUUCACUUGGAUGUUUCUCCAGAAACAAGCAUGGAAAGAAUCAAGAUGAGAGGAAGAGAAUGUGAAAGUGGAAUUACUCUCGAAUAUCUUCAAAAGUUGCAUAGUGGAUAUGAAGAAUGGCUCACCAAGAUUUCAAAGAUUAUUCCAGUUAUUAAGGUUAAUUGGAGUCAAUUCAGAAGUCUUGAAAAUGUUUUGGAAGAAGUUAUGAAAGCCUAUAAUCAAAUUCAAAAUAUUCAACAUGUUACUUUUGAAAAUAAGGAUACCAGCAGUACAGUUCUCUAA